Molecule: messenger RNA, 783 nt
Organism: Metarhizium brunneum ARSEF 3297
Lineage: Eukaryota; Fungi; Ascomycota; Sordariomycetes; Hypocreales; Clavicipitaceae
Molecular function (GO): oxidoreductase activity
Source: RefSeq, a predicted model, not a curated record
AUGGCCGUCUCUCAACUUGACAGACUGGAUUUACCGCAGACCGCCACCGCCCUGGGGAAACCUGUCUCGAUGCCCUCCCCUAACCGGGCGGAGCGGCUGCUCGUGCCCAUCGAACUGUUCUCAGACAUCUUAUGUCCAUGGUGCUGGAUUGAGAAGCGCAGUCUUGAGGCUGCCAUGAAGAAAUUUGAGUCCAAGCACCCGCAGGUUGAGUUUGAGGUCGUAUGGCGAUCAUUUUGCUUGAAUCCGUUGUUCAAGACCAAAUGUGGCAAGAUCGCGCUAUACGACGAAAUGGCUGGCGGCCCUGGCAAAUUUCAGCCGCAUCUUGACCGUGUCAGCGCCGUCGGCGCACACUACGGCCUCAAAUUCUCCGUCACAGGCGACACCGGCCCGACGCGCGCCUCGCAGAUCCUCAUCGCCAACAUUCUCCGCCGCCGUGGACCCGCAGCCCAAGCACGAGUUGUAGAGGCCUUGUUCCGGAGCCACUUCCUGGACGGGAAGGACAUCUCAGACGAAGACGUCCUGGUCAGCUUGGGUAGCGAGACGGCAGGUUUGCCCGCAGAUGUCGUUCGGUCAGACCUGCGGGAUGACGACAACGGACGGUUUGUAGACGACGAGGCGGAGGCAGCCGUGGAGGAGAAGGGUGUCGAGGCAGUGCCAUGCGUAACGGUGUUGGGAAAGUACAAGGUCGGUGGGUACCAGGAGCAAGAGGUGUUCGAAAAGCUGUUUGAGCGGAUAUGGGCGGAGAACGCGCGUGUUUUGAGCAAGCCGUGGGACAAUGAUUAA